AUGCCGUACCUCAAACUCCGAGAUGGAGCCCAGCUUUACUAUAAGGAUUGGGGCAAUCCAGAGGGCGCCAUAGUCACCUUCUCUCAUGGCUGGCCGCUCAGCAGCGACAACUGGGAGAAUCAGAUGUUUUUCCUAGCCGAGCAUGGCUACCGUGUCAUUGGACACGACCGACGGGGUCAUGGACGAUCGACCCAGACCUGGGACGGGAACAACAUGGAGACAUUUGUGGAUGACCUGCAGGAGCUAUUCGAGCAUCUCGACAUCAAAGAUGCCAUGAUGGUUGGGCAUUCCCAUGGUGGAGGAGAAGUGACGCGCUUUCUGGGCAAGCAUGGUACCAGCCGCGUCAAGAAAGCCGUGCUCGUUGGAGCCGUGCCACCCCUGAUGCUCAAGACCGCAGCAAACCCAGAGGGAACAGACAAGUCCGUCUUUGACGGCUUUCGCCAAGCAUUCCUUCAGGACCGAGCGCAAUUCUUUUUACAAGUUGCCACCGAUCCAUUCUUUGGUUUCAACCGCGCCGGGGUCCAGAAAAGCGAGGGCCAAAUUCGGAGCUGGUGGCAGCAGGGCAUGAACACUAGCUUUAAGACGGCGCACGAUGCGAUCAAGGACUUUUCGGAGACAGACUUCACGGAGGAUCUAAAACGAAUUGAUAUUCCUGUCCUGGUCCUCCAUGGCGACGAUGACCAAGUGGUUCCCAUUCAGGCAUCCGGAUAUAAAUCUGUGAAGCUUUUAAAACAUGGAACGCUAAAGGUCUACCCUGGAGGGUCUCACGCCAUCCACAACAUUAACGUCGCUGAAGUUAACCAAGACCUCCUCAACUUCUUGGAGUCAUAA
Messenger RNA from Aspergillus nomiae NRRL 13137, 831 nucleotides. Its product is annotated as alpha/beta fold hydrolase. Gene Ontology annotation, molecular function: catalytic activity. The record is from RefSeq and is a predicted model, not a curated record. The coding region runs from base 1 to 831 and encodes 276 amino acids. The transcript has a single exon. NCBI's taxonomy places the organism in Eukaryota, Fungi, Ascomycota, Eurotiomycetes, Eurotiales, Aspergillaceae.